GUCCACCGAUCUUACAUAUACGAAAAUUAAGAACCAAUUUUGUAGAGACGUUGAUUUAUGACAGGCAGUGAUUGCCGGCUAUGUGACUAAGAAAGAUAAAAAACAUAUAAACACUCCUGUUUUUUACGUUUGACAGAAAGCUUACGUUACCUAGGUAUGGGAUGUGACAACAGGUGAAAUCAAUUAACGUGAUUCGUCUGACAAACUUAGAAAAGGGCCUCUGUGGCACAAACCUUAAACCUGAUUGGCUACUUGAAAACAGCUUGAAUAAAUCGUCUGCUGAAAAAGGCUGGUUUAACUUCUAGAACUUUUAACAUCACUUUUAUUGAGUUUGUUUAUUGUUUAUGACGGAAUACUUUUGGGGAAUAAAAUUUGUACACAGAUUAUGAAUUAAAAAAAAAAUAAAGUGAAUUUGAUUCAGCAAUUAUGAUGAUGAUUAAUUGAAAAAAAGUUUUAAUUGAACUUUGAUUAUUUACAAAUUGAUGUGAUGAUAUGACAAUUGAAUUGAAUAAUUGGAGAUAUUGGAAAUUUUAUAAUUAGUUAAUUUACAGCUGAAUAUUAAAUAAAUGGAUGAUUAAAUUUUAAAGAAUGGAGAUAUCUAGCUGUGUUAGUAUAGCAACACAAUGUCUGAUGGUGUUAAACAAGAUGAGGAUGGGUCUCCAAAUGACAGUGGCAUAAAGCGUGCUGGUCGUGCCAGAAUCUGUAAACAGUGCCGAUUUACUACAACAGAUGUACGUGAAUUCUCGAACCAUCGUUUACAUGCUCAUGCUGAGGAAAAUAGUGAAGAUAAAGCUGUAACACGAAAAAAUAGCCUACGCAGGAAGUCGUCUGCUACAGGAAAUUCAGCAGAAGAUCAAAAAUCAAAGGAUCAGAAUUUGGAAAAUACUGAUAAAGAUUCAACAGAGUUGAAAACUGCAAGUGAAACAGAAGAGAGUAUUAAAAAAAGUGAAGGUGAUAAUAUUUUACAAAACAAUAGUGUUGAAAGAGAAAGUACAGAAGGACAGAAUAUGGAAGGUGAACAAAUUUCACACGAGCUAUUAAGUAGUUUGGCUUUAGCUCCUAGAAAGCCAUCAACAGAUUCUGAUAAUGGACAGACUAGUUCUGGUAAGGGUAAAAGAAGACCAUCUACUGAAAAUUUAGUUCUGGAGAAAGUGAAUGGGCAUAAAGAAGAAAUAGUUCUUGUGAACAAAGAUGAUGAACAAGACGAUGAAAAUCGCCUUGUCAUAGCAGAAGAUAAUGAAGUUAGUGAUUUACUUGAUACAAGUGGAUCGGAUGUAACCUCACUUUGCCGAAGUGGAAAUAUUCAGAACAGAACAUAUGUAUGUGCUGAAUGUGAUUAUAGCUCAAGCAAUGCAAAGGAGUAUUUACAGCACCAGAAAGAUCAUCACCACCCAGAUAUGAUGAUAUAUGAAUGUGACAUUUGUGAUUAUGCUACUAAAUAUAAACAGAAGCUUCCUCGCCACCGCAAACUUCAUUUUAGUGGUAAAGAAGGUGAAUCAGACUUGGACAGUAGUUUAACCGAAAGAGAACUUAGAGAAAUGAGAGAUAACAUGAGUAAUAGGGAGGGUAGCUCAACAAAUGAACAUGCAAAUGGUGAGGAUGAUGUGGACGAUGACGGUUUUGUUGAUGAAGAAGAUGAAGACGAUAUGGUAACUCUGUCGUCUGCUCCUGAUGGGACAGUAAAUACUACAGGAGCACCAGUUGAAAAGAAGAAAAGAAUUAGACAAGAAGUUGACCCAUUGAAAUACUAUGAAGUUGUUGACGAUGUUGGCGUAAAAUAUGCAUGUUCGAAAUGUGGUAAUGUGUAUAAGUGGAGAAAGUCUCUCAAUAAACAUUGGAAGGAGAAACAUUAUGGUGAAAUACCUGAUCUUACUAAACCUCCAGCCACAUUGCAGAAUUAUACCCUGUUCUCUAGAUUCAAGGCUAAAUAUGGUGGUCAGCCUCCUCCACCAGCUGCUCCUAAUGUUGUCUACGGUCCAGCGCAAGCCCCACCAGCUAACCAGCUGAAGAAUCGAAGCACACCAACAAGUGUUCAUUCAGUAUCAUCUGAAAAAUUAUCACCUUCGCCAUCACCAUCCCUUUCAAACGUUGUAAUGCCAAGACAGAUAGGGCCAUUUAUUGGUGGAACAAAUGGAAAUUCUGGAAUGUAUGACAGCCCAUCUCCAUCCAUGUCUAAUCAUCUAGGUCAAAGAACACGUACACCAGAAAGCCACCACGAAAUAAGACAGAUGAUUGAUUCUUUAAAACAAAACCAAAAGGCAGAAAAGAAUAGAAUGUUAGACAAAGCAUUGUUCCAGCAAAACCAGCAGUCUGAACCAUUAGACUUUUCUAAGCCUCUGGAUUUCUCCAAGAAACAGGAGUCCAGAUCAUCUCCAUCUUGGAUGCCUAAGAAAAUUGAUAUUAAAGCAGAACCUUCUUGGCAAACUGAUACAAAUAGUGAAAGUGACAGUCUUCAAGACAUGCCUCUAGCAAUGAUGGUUUCUCAGGCAAAUAAUCAGAUUGCUGCAGCAAUGAAACAGGGCCAAGAAAUGCAAGCUGAUAUGGAUGGUUCAUCAAUUCUCCGUUGUAAUAAAUGCAGUUUUGUUGCAAAAAGUUUGGUGGACUUCAGUGCACACAUGUCCCUUCACAUGAACAAGAGGGCUUUUAAGUGUGCAGAAUGCCAGGCACACUUCAAUGGUGUUGAUGACUUGAACAAACAUUUUCUUGAUUGUCAUUCAGAGAAGAUUCAAGAACACAAGGAAGCUAUUCAGAAGAUUCCACAUGGAUUGCAGCAGACAUACCACUUGCUUAAAAUGCCACUUGAUUCUAUAUCUGGACUGUCUUCACAAGAGUUGCUAUCAAAUGAACCAAAACAGCUUAAAUGCAGUAUGUGUAACUUUGUUGCUAAGUGGCCUGCAGAACUUCAGAAGCAUGCAGUUUCACAUUCAGAGGAGCGACCAUUCGUAUGCAUGGUCUGUGCAUCAACCUACAAAUGGAAAUGGGACCUUGUGAAACAUUUUGAGAAAAGUCAUAGUUCUCUUCCAAACCCAUAUAAACGACGUGAAGGGGGCGGUGUUCUCCCAUCCACAUCUACCACACUUGGGACUUCCACACCAUUGGAUGCUCUUAAGAACUCUGCUGCCUUACUUGAAGCUAGUUUGUCUGUUACAAAUUAUAUCCUUGAUGAAGAAGCACCACCUUUGAAGAAGAGGCGUCUUUCUGAUUCUGAGUUACAAGAAACAGAAGAUUUCUACCGUGAACUUUUGGAGAGACAGGUGCGUCAGAGACGAGAGAUGAGCCAACUUGAGACCCCACCAAAUCUGAAGAUACCAGUCCAAAAUAGAGCUGCCUUUUCAGAGCCUCUAUUGAAAGUAAGUGAGAUGAAGAGAGAAAGAAAUGCCAUGGAGGAAUCAUACCUUUCAAAUAUGGAAAAUGUUGAAAAUCAAACUCCAAAGAAAAAUGUAAAUGAAGCUCUUAAACAAAGGUUGCACUAUGGCAAACCACUAGAGGAAGAAACCACUCCACAAAGACCAGUUGAUCCAAAUGGUAAAUGUGGAAAGUCUGAUGUUUUGUUACCAUACAAGUGUUCAGUAUGCGAGUAUCGUGCAAGAUGGCCGUCUGAAAUAUCACAGCAUAUGAAAAACCAUUCAAACGAAAAGCCAUUCCAUUGCCCACGAUGCAGCUACAAGAGUAAAUGGAAAUGGGAUGUUGUUAAACAUCUUCGAAGAUGUGGAGGUGGAACAGUCCAUGAUGUCAUUGAUACCACAAAAUUGAAGAAAAUGGCUCCUCCAAAUGUAACAGUUCUUCCAGGUAGCCAGCAACAACAGCAAUCACCUCUUCAUCUCCAGAAAUCUAGUCCAAACCAACCUGUGUUCCCUGGGCAACAACGUUCUAACUCCCUUAGUCCUGCAAUGAUAAGUCCAAGCAUGCAUGCUGGAAAUUCCUCAAACAGUAGUAGCAGUAGUAAGACUUCAACUCCUAAUUUUACCAUGGCUUUUGGUGGGCAAGAUCAUCCGGAGGGACUUGAUCUCAUCCAGGGCUCAGCAGCCGAGUUACAGGCUCAAUUGAAUGCAGCAAAACAACCAGUUUUCCGCAGUCUUGUUAAUCAGGGCAUGCAUCAUUGCUUGGAAUGCCCAUUUAUUGGUAGCAACCAGGCAGAGCUUCGCAGACAUUCUGUUCUACACUCUGAAAACAAACCAUUCUCUUGCACCAUGUGUGGCUACAGCACUAGAUGGAAGUGUGACUUGAAGAAGCAUAUGAAAACUUAUGGGCAUUUCAACACAGAUAGCUUGGACAGUGGAGAAGAAGCUGACAAUAGUAAUGAUCAAGUUAUGGAAAUUGGAGAUGAUAGUGAUGAUGAGAAUAAGUCUACACUGUACAUGUGUCCGCAGUGUCCUUAUAACUCCUACAAAAAGAAUGCCUUUGACCUUCAUCUACGUAUUCAUGGUAGCAUGAUGGAAGAAUCAGAAGAUAGUGCAAUUUCGUCACCAAAGAAUGAAAGUGCAAAGUACAAGUGUUCCAAAUGUAGAUACCAUGGAAAUGAUUUGUCUUCCUUCUUGCAUCAUAAACGUUCGCAUAAUGCUGAAGAGUCGCAGAGUAAUUCCCGUACCUCUACACCAGUUCCUGGUGAAGUGUCAACAAGAACAGUUCACUUGAAAAAUCGUAGAAAACCAGUCAAGCAGUUCCGUUGUGACAGGUGUCCAUUUGUAUGUUUCACAAAGAAUGGCCUUGAUGUUCAUGCUGCAAUGCAUAUACCACGUGGUUCAGAUACCUACCAGUGCAUGUUCUGUGACUACAAUGUGUUCAGUAAAACUCUCCUGCUUCAGCAUAUGAGGCUUCAUCCAGAUUAUAAUCCUGCUGAAUGCUCGGAAGCAGACGGCAAUGUCACUGCCACAGAACUGAUGGAAAUGGAAGAGCUUGAAGAAAGAGAAAUUAAUGGAGAUGACUCUAAGAGUGUGUCUGGUGCUGAAGAGAACAACAAUGUUGAUGGUUACGAAAGUGGAUUUGAGAAUACAGAUAGUGCUAUGGACUUUUCAAAGUUACCUGCUUCAAUGAAUGGGCGCUCAUCAACUCCAACAAGCCAAUUAGAAAGAAAGGGCCAAAUUGCAUCCAAUAACAACAACAACAUUGUAAACAACAAUAACAACAAAGCAGCAGAUAUUGGAGGUAUGAACCUUCCUUGUGAGUGGUGUUCGGCAACAUUUCCAAACGUUGUAGCACUAUACCAACAUUCUCAGUCUCUGCAUCCAAACCAGCUGAAAGCACAGGAAGCAGGCGAUAUUGCUGCUAGGCAAGCUCCAUCAAAAGGGUCCCAGCUUGAACAAAUAGUUCGAGAGAGACAGAGAGAAUACCAAGUGUAUCAUCAGUUCAUGGCUCGCCAGCAGCCACAGAUACAGCAACAGAUCCAGACUCAACUCCAGGCUCAAGCUGCUGCUUCUCAAAGUUUGGUAAGAAAGUACAUCCCUUUAGCACCAAAACCUGAGACAAGUCAUACACAAACUUCUCCAAGUCAACUGUCUAUUUCAAGCAACAGUCAGGAUUUCAGUAACCAAGGACAACUGUCUCCUCAUCAGCUAGCUGUAAUGAGGGCAAGAAAGAGUGCUAGUGCUGGUACAGGAAUUCAGAAAAAGUCUAGAUCUUUUCAAUGCACAAAAUGUUCAUUCACUGCACCAAAUGCUGUGACGUAUUUAAGACAUAUCGAACACCAUGGCAGCAAUUGUAAACACACAUGCAGAUAUUGUGACUACAGCAUUGAUAGGCUGAAUCUCCUUUACCAACACAUGAAGGGAACACAUCCUACAAAAUGGCAAGGUACUCUUGAAGAGAAGAUUACUCUAAGCUCACACAGUGAGGACAACAAUAACAACAUUAUUGAUGAUUUUGAAAUGGGAGAAGAUAAUGUUGCAGGUGAUUCAGUUAACAAUAAUAUCCAGGGCAAUUAUGUAGAACAAGAAUUUGAGGGCCGUAGUUUGCUCGAAACCGGAGCAUUGUCAGAGUUCUCUGCUAGAGGAGAGAAACCAAUAUUAAUGUUACAAGAAGAGGUAAUCUUUAAAGGUACACCUAUACAAGUAUGCAGUCUAGACGGAAGGAAACAUUAUAAGUGCUUGAAAUGCUUGUAUAUCAGUGUUCAUGCAGCCAAUACAGCAAACCAUAGUCUGCAACAUGGACAGAACAAUAAAUACAAUUGUCAUCAGUGUGAUUACAGUGUAGACAAUUUCAAACAUAUCCAAAAUCAUCUAGAAAACAUUCAUCCCAAGGAGCCAAACUUCAUCCUCAUCAAUUCUCCGAGAACAUCUGUUCUUAUUGAUGACUUUCCAGCAGAGAUUAACAACAGCAGAGAGUCAGGAAACACUAGUAAUAACAGCAUGAAGAAUAUUCCAACAUUCUCUUGUUCAAAAUGCCCAUACAAAACAUCGCUGAAAGAAAAAUUGAAUAUUCAUGUGGAAAAACAUAGUUAUAAUGGGAAAUACGAAUGUCAGCUAUGCGAUUACAGUGUUGAUCAGUACAAUUUCCUACGUUUUCAUGCUAAACUACACAACACACGCUACAUGCCCAUGGGAUCUUCAUCUGGUGUUGAAGAUGAUUCUACAGCAGAAGAGUCUUUUGAAGAUCACGAAUAUGCCAAUAGAUUUGCCAACAGAGCAAAUGAGACAGACAGAGUACAACAUAAACUGACAAAGGAUAAUAUUUGCUUCAGAUGUUCAGUUUGUCCAUUCUACACAUCAAGCAAGACAAGAAUUUUGAAUCACCGUUUGAACCAUAUCAAUCGCAGUCCUUACGCUUGCCAGCUUUGUACAUUCAGCACUAAAGCUACAAGUGAACUAGAAGAACAUGUCCACUUUCAUCAGUCAAAACCUCCAGCCAGAGACCAAGUUGUUGAUAUCACUCUUGAUCCAUUUAGUGAAAUGUAUAGAGUAAUAGAGAAGUUCCCUGAUGAUAAUGAACCAAUGGAAACAGAGAAUUUCAUGGAUACAGACAAAGUUGACACUGAAUAUGAUGGUUAUGAAAAAAUGGAUGAAGAUGUUCCUGAUGUUGAAGAUGAUGAGGAAGCUGCCAUGAUGGAAGAAGAGUUGAGAGAUACUAUUGGUGAAAUAGGUCUUGAGAGAAUAGCUGAAAGGAAUUUGAAUGAAGAAGGUGCCUUUGACAGCGAAAUUCAGUUCAGGAAUUUUAAGUGCCAGGAUUGCCCUUAUAGCAGUAACAGUCAUGCUGAAUUUAAGAAGCAUUGCCGUCUCCAUGGUUCAGAGUACAAGUUUAAAUGUGACUUCUGUAGCUACAGUCUUGACAGGGUAAACCUUAUCUCCCAGCAUCGCAGACUUCAUUUCCAAGAAAAAGACUUUGAAUCUGCCCCAUUGACGUCAAACUUGCUCAAUAAGAAUCAUGAGGAUUACGAUCUUAUGCUGAUGAAAGUUGGUAAAGAGAUUGCAUAUCCACCUUCUGAGGGUUCAGCUAAAACCAUUGAUGAAAAUGUGGAACUUCUAAUAUCACAGAAGGCUGCAAGUUCUGAGGAAAAGGUACGCUACUCAUGCAACAAGUGUCCAUACAAAUGUCAAGCGUUGAAAAGUUACAAAUGUCAUUUACAGAUGCAUGGUCUGAAUCGCAAAUACAAAUGUGAUUAUUGUGACUGGAGCACAGACAGGCUUAACCUGAUUUGCCAGCAUCGUCGAGUCCAUGUGCACGAGAAGGAUUACAAUCCUACUCCUGGUGAUAUAGUAUUCCUCAAUAGGGAAUAUGUGUUGGAUGGACAGAAUAAUGUUGACAGUGUAAAUAGUGUACCUGCUAUUGAUUUCCCUGAAAGCCCACUUGCCUCUGAAGAACAAAAAUCUUCAUCACCACCGAGGAAAAAUAAGAAAGGUGAGAAAAUAUACUCAUGCAAGAUGUGUCCAUUCAGGUCUGACAAUGUGAACACAUACUCGUACCACAAGAAGCUUCAUUGUAUUCAAGCUCGUUACAGCUGCUCUGAAUGUUCAUACAGUAUCAACAAUAUUACCUCAUUAAACGAACAUAUCAAACUACACAAGAAAGAAAAGGAGAUGAUCCGACUAUCAUUGACAGAACGUAGCAGCGGAGUAAAGCACAGAUGUCCUAAAUGUCCAUAUAGCAGUCCAAACAAGAAUCUACUCGUUGCCCACACAUCAAUGCACUCAUCAGGUCGUGAGUAUGCAUGUACGAAAUGUGAUUACAGCAGUGACCGUCAAGCAUUGCUGCAGCUUCACUUGAAAGUCCACAACGACAGUUACUCUGAUAGUGAUUCACUAGAAGAGAUGGAAAUGUUAAUGAAGAGAAGUUCUGAUGUGAUUGGACCACAGAUAUUUCUUACAUCAUCAAGUACAAAUGACCUUGACAGUGACAGCAGUGACGGUAAUGAUACUGAUCAUAAAUGUGAGAAAUGCCCGUUCAGCACACCUUCAAAAGAUGAACUUGGAAAUCAUCUUCAGCAACACGAGACACCAGGCAAAAGUAGAUGCAUGUACUGUUCCUACAGUUGCAGUAAGGAGGACGAUCUUGUUAAUCAUGUUCAAGUUCAUUUUCCUGGUACACCCGUUGACAGGGAAAUGUUAAGAUCCCUACGCCGACAAAGCAAUACUCAUAAACGCAACAUUGUUAAAGCAUUUAAUGAAGAUAGUGGCGAUGCUGCAGAGAACCAAACAGCAGGGGAACCAGACUCUACUGUGAAUGAGACUCCAAAGAAGGAGAGCUCUGAAUCAGAGGAACCUAAUCCUCAAAAACAAGAUGCAGUGAAAGAAACAGAAAAAACUAAGGUGUAUGUUUGCCAGUUCUGUGAACGAGAGUUUGACUGUAAGUCCACAAUGAUUCAACAUGAAAAACAACAUUUAUAUUAAAAAAAUUGAACUGUAUGGUACAUAUCAAGUGAUGACAUUUAUGAACUUUUUAAUUCAGUGAAUCAUUGGAAUGAGGUAUUUUUAAUGUGUUAAAUAUUGAACAAAGACAUUUUUUUUAAAAAGUGUGUAAGGAAAAGAUGCCAGGAACUCUUUUAUAGUGAAAAGGACUUCUUUUUUCAAAUUAACAUUUCUGUUAAAUUUCCUGCCAAAAGUUGUUACAAUGUUGUGAGUUGAAAAAAAGCGGGACCAAGUGAGAUGUAUUGAAGGGACCAGUUUUAUCGGUACCAGUCUUCCAGGAUGGGACGGGAACAAAUCUUCCAGAACAACAUUGUUGAUCAAUGUUUAUUUUCUUUACAUGUUAUAUCAUUCCAGCAUUUAUUCAAUUGAUUUAUAAAUUGAUAUGUAAAUUUCAGGGUCCAAGAAGGUCUUCCCCAAUUAUUUUUUUUCCUAUAAAUUUUAUAUUCGUGUACAUAAAUUGUUAUAUUUUUUAGAAAAUUUUUGUAAAUGACAAAAAUCCAAGCCAAUAUUAGUGCCUUUGUAUAAAGAAUUGAAAAUAGUGCAAAAAUGUUUACAUUAUAAUCUGUUAUUUGAAAACAUAGUAAUACUUGUAAUUUUAUGUAUAUAUAAAUUUUGUAAUCCAAUAAGGCUUUGCUUAAAUUGUUAAAUCAUCGUGAAAUUAAACCAAGUUUUCAGAAUUGAAUUUUACUGAUGAUAAAAUUAAGAUAAUGUUUAAAUUUAUUGCAACUUUAGAUUUUGCUGCAUUUGCACACUACUGUUGACAUGUAUAACUAUAUCAUAAUAUAAAAGUGCAAUUUUUCAAUGACAAUAAGGUGCUUUGUUAACAAACACGAACUUUCAUCAUUUGUUGUUAUGUAUCACUUUCUAACAUUGUUCUAUAAUUGUAUUUCAUUAAAAAGUGGAUUUCGCCAUUAGGUGUUUUUCAUGUAUAUGUAACAUUUUCAUUUUCUGCCAUUUUUUGUUUUUGUUUUUUUUGCAUUUAUUAUAAAAAAAAUUUAACAUUUGAACCAUUGCUUUUCAUUAUCAUUUCUGAAAAGUGCAAUUAUUGUAGAAUUAUGUUAAAUAGCUUAUUUUCAUGUAAAUAAAAAUAAUAGUUAAUUACAAAAAUGUGUAUUAAUUUUUUCUUAAUUAGCUACUAUCAAUGUAGAAGGGUCUGUAAUAUAUUAUGUAAUAUAGAGGGAUUAUACAAAUUAUAAUCUGUAGCACGAAAAAAACAAACAAAUCAUUGUCUUCCAAUAAUGUACAGAUUUAUAUGUUACUGUUUUGUAAAUAAAGUAAUCAGGUAGUAAAGUAGAUAAAUGCGACGGAAACUGGUCUUUUUUUUUGAGAGACCUAUAUCAGUAUGGAAAUGUAUAAUUUGUCACCUUAGUGCAAUAACUGGUUAACUCCUAUUAAAUAUAGAAGGAGUUGACCAGUUACUGCACUUAGAUGAAGAUAUAUUGUAAUAUAAAUCGUUGAUAACCAAAUAUAAGAAGA
Molecule: messenger RNA, 10313 nt
Organism: Ruditapes philippinarum (Manila clam)
Lineage: Eukaryota; Metazoa; Mollusca; Bivalvia; Venerida; Veneridae
Exons: 2
Coding region: 624-8819 (2731 amino acids)
Biological process (GO): regulation of transcription by RNA polymerase II
Cellular component (GO): nucleus
Molecular function (GO): DNA-binding transcription factor activity, RNA polymerase II-specific; RNA polymerase II transcription regulatory region sequence-specific DNA binding
Source: RefSeq, a predicted model, not a curated record